Cucurbitaria berberidis CBS 394.84 is the source of this 1868-nucleotide messenger RNA. Its product is annotated as FAD-binding domain-containing protein. The record is from RefSeq and is a predicted model, not a curated record. Lineage: Eukaryota; Fungi; Ascomycota; Dothideomycetes; Pleosporales; Cucurbitariaceae. Gene Ontology annotation, molecular function: FAD binding; oxidoreductase activity. The coding region runs from base 1 to 1785 and encodes 594 amino acids. The transcript is spliced from 5 exons.
AUGGGUCGCUUCUCACUGUUCGCUUCAUUGCUAUUAGCGGCCGACGGCGCAUUGGGUGCCAAAUGGAUUGGUGAGGUUAAGAAGGUAGACGGAACUGAGUAUCAGUGCAAGUGCUACUCGGACAAUGCUUGCUGGCCGACGAACAAAGACUGGGAGACACUCAACAAGACCGUAAAUGGUCAAUUACAGCUGGCGAUACCACCAGGUGCUGUAUGUCACAAAAGUCUUGGAAACUCCUCGGUCAGCGUCUACGAUGCGGCGAAGUGUAAAGACACACAAGCGAACUGGCUGAACGAACAGUGGCUGACUGAUCACCCAAUUGCUAACCUCUGGCCAUUCUCCACGAAUAAUACCUGCCUGCCAACGGAUGACCCGUCUUCACCUUGCACUCGCGGUUUCUACGGAAAUUAUGUAAUUCUAGCAAAGACCAAGGAUCAGAUCAAAGCUGGUGUCAACUUCGCAAGAGAGCGCAACCUGCGUUUGAUUAUUCGGAACACGGGCCAUGAUUUCAUGGGUCGCUCCACUGGCUUUGGAUCUCUCAUUAUCAACACACACAGCUUCAAGGACGUCAACUUCGUUCAAAAGUACAACGGACCAGGUAACUGGACGGGCAGUGCAGCCACCGUUGGCGCGGGCGUGCAGGGUCGUGAAUUGUACCGUCAGGCUUUCGCGCAGAGUCCGAAGGUUGUCAUUGUUGGUGGAGAGUGCCCAACUGUUGGAUGGGCAGGUGGAUAUAUCCAGGGUGGCGGGCAUGGUCCGCUCUCUGGCAUCUACGGCAUGGGCGCUGAUAGCGUCCUAUCCUUUGAUGCCAUCACAGCUGAGGGCAAGUACGUCACUGCUAACGCCAAAGAGAACUCUGAUCUCUAUUGGGCUCUAAAGGGUGGCGGUCCUAGCACUUUUGCCGUUGUUACUUCCAUCACCGUCAAGACGUUUCCUGAAAUACCGACUGCUGGCACCAUCCUCAACAUCAAUUCCACUCAUACAAAUGACAGCGCAACCUUUGGCAAGGCUUUCCACAUCUUCCACAAUCUGUCGAACCACUACAGCAACCACGGCAUGUUUGUAUAUUUUGAGCAAGGCCCUGGCCUAGGACGUCUCCACGUUGCCCCAUUCGUCGGACCCAACAUGACUGAGACGCAGCUCCAGGGCGUCUUGAAGCCACUAUACGACCAGCUGAAUGCGGCCAAGAUACCCUACGACGCCUACACCCGGUCUUUUCCGACUUUCUUUGAGUUCUACAUCGAUAUGUUUGAGGACGAACAGCCGAACCAGAACUCAAUCGUUGGAGGACGUCUCUUCUCACAGUCGGACAUUGCUCAGCAUGGCGAUAAGAUCGCUGAUGCCCUCCUUUUUGCGUCUAUGCCUGAGCCAACACAGCUGGGAUUCAACGUUGGUCACAUUGUCAACCCCGGCUACGGGGUACCCAAAGUUGACAAUGCCAUUCACCCUACAUGGCGCAAUGCGAGCAGCUUCGUCAUCAGCAAUGUCAUCAUGAGUGGCACCGAAAGCUGGGCUGUCAGGAAAGACCGCGAGAGCUUCAACACCAACGUCGUCGGCAAGGCGUUGAGGGAUGUCUCUCCUUCUGGUGCUAGCUACGUCAACGAGGGUGAUCUGAACGAGCCAAACUGGCAGCAGGCGUAUUGGGGCUCCAACUACGCGCGACUUCUAAAGAUUCGCAGCAAGUAUGACCCCAACGGCGUCUUCUACACCCAAACCACGCCUGGGACGGAGAACUGGAGUGUGAUCGACUACGGAACGAAGCUGUGCAAGAAGGCGUCUAAAUAAAAUCGUCUUUCUUUUUCUCCUGUAUGCAGAAAGCUUUUGUAUAUACUACAGAAUUUGAUUUGGACAUGUGUGUGUUGUUGUUG